CCAAGAUAGGACAACUAUUGUCAAGGUCUCCUCUAACGGUCGUGCGUGAUCGCAGCAAUAUUUUCUCCGCUAAUGUUGUUCUUCUUUCAUCACGGUAAAAAUAGUCCAAUAUAAACUCGACAUAACUAAAAUUGAUUACUGUCGUUGUCGUCGUCCCGAAUCUGUGAAAUGUCCAUCGCAACCUGACUCAAUAUCUCGAGCAAGCGGCAACCCUUGCUGGUUCGUUUGUUUGGGAUCCCAUCUUGCAUACAGAUUGCCUCUGCUCAGCUCAUCUCAGCUCAGCUCGGCUGGUUUCGGCUUCGCUUGCUAGAGAUCAGUGGCGUCAUUUCGAACACGUGUGAGCUGAUGAUCCAAAUUAUGCGCGCACUCAAUCUACUUUCGUCUGCGGUUCUGACUCUGACACACGGUGGACACAGCCGGAGCAGAGGCCCCGAUGAGCGGUUCUGGUCGGUCUGGAUGGAUGUGGGAUGUUGAGUUUUUGCCAGUCGCGGUCGCCGUUUUCGUCGUCGUUGAUUCUCUUGAACGUCAUUACUACCACACUCUCGAGGCGGGAAUUGCGGCAUUCAAAGUCUUUUACCGCAUCGCCGUCGCGCGCGCGAUCUCGCUGUUUUCCAAUAACGGCGGCGGUGGUGCGCGGCGGCAGGCGAAAUCACCAUGAGGAGCUGCGAUGAGUGUUGUGAACACAGUAGUGGUCCAUUGAAAAAACGUGUUCGAGAUGGUGUGUCGGUCGAAUUUUCGGCCUCGGUAGACUGUUAUUGUCGGUACGUGCCCCUUGAGCUAAACGAGAGUCAAAGUUUUGGCCGUUGAGGAAAAUGAGAGGAGAGCCAGCUAACAAACCAUGCAACUGUUUUGCGGCAGCUUAGAUUGAAUUUUCUAUACAGUUUUGUCAUAAAAUCCGUCGAGUAAGGAGUGACGCGUAUUUUCACGGGUGAAGAGUGAAAUUUUUUCGAACGUGCGUUGUUUUUUUUUCAUGUGUUACACUUUGCCGGAGAUAUAUUUAUCUCGGUUCACCGUGAAGAAGCGGCAUUUUCUUCUGGGAGCAACUCAUAUCGUUCGCUGGUUGAAUGCGCGAGCCGUGGCAAUCAUCGUGAAAAAGCGAAUGAAUGUAACUUCAUGUGAUAAUGCAAUAUAUUGUACGUGAAAAUUACAUGAGAAUCAAAUAUGAAAAGAAGAAAAUGUGCCCCCAGCAACGAAUGAUUUCGAUUAAAUUAGAUAGAGUUACAGCUUGCAUCGAUAUCCAGAAAUAAAGGAAGAAAUGCCGGUUUUCGAAAGGUUCUGUUGCUGUGAAAUAAAUGAGUGUAUAGUGGAUUGCGAUAAAAGUUUUGGAUUGGAAAACCAAGUGAAGCCGUUCAAGAUGGCAUUGAUUCAAGGAGCAAUAUAUCAUGCCGAGUAAUAAAACAAACCGUCGUUGACUUCACCAGAUUCGAGAGCAGCUAUACAGGGCAGUCAAUUUUGUAGCAAAGUACCAACAGGAAUGAAAAUUGAAAGUCAGCUCAAGCCCGGAGCGUGGGAGUGAGUAUAAUCGCUGAGUGAGUGGUUGGUGGAUAAUUCGAGAAUGAAAAUGAAGCAAAUCGGCGCGGCGGGAAAGUGUUUUAGUACUUUGCUGUGAUUGGAUCGUAAAUUGAGAAGAAAAAAGUGUGCACCAGAAUAAAAUGGAACCAGAAGAAAAAUGAACGAAAAUAGUGGAGGCUGCAGCAACAGGCAUAACAAAAUUAUCUCCAUUCUAAUAAAAUAGUUUUGAUGAGUUGUUUCUGCUGCCGCGCAUUCGAGUGCAAUACAAGUGAACGAGCGGUGCACUGGGGUGCAUCCGCCAGAGUGUGUCCAACAGUGGCGCGGUUUGUGGAAACGAAUCGAAGGAAAAAAGUGUGGUGUAGAUUCGAGGAGCGGAAAUCAGCCAACGGAGUAGAAAAUAACUUCCGGCCACGCGCAACCGUACCGGAGCAAACCCGCUGCCGGUGGUCCUGACGUGGUCCCUAGGCCGGUAGUAUCAGUGGCCAUCGGCCGCCGGGUAGCCGGGAAAGCAUAGCCUACUACAGCCAUGGAGCGCAAACGUUCGAUCCGGCGGCGACAGAAACCACCGUUUGCGGAGCGGUUAAAGGAUAACUGCCGAAGUUUCACUGCAUUUAUGUUCAGCAAUGUGGGCAUUAUUUUUUUAGUCGUCCUCUACAUGAUUGCGGGUGCGUUCAUGUUCAUCGCGAUCGAAGGUAAUGAAGCUUUAGAAAGGUUUGCUCAAAUACCGUCCAAGAGAAUUGAGACUGCCAUGCGACUGUGGCAGAUAUCCUGCUGUGAGGUGAAUGUGUUCAACAAAAGCGUGUUCGAGGAAAGAGUAGGAGAAGAAAUUCGCGCCUACCAGGAGAAGAUUGUGCUGUGGGCUCGCCGCGGCUGGCAGGGGAGUGACAUCACGCUGGAAAGCGAGACGCAGUGGUCCUUCUCCGGAGGAUUCCUGUACUCCCUCACAGUCAUCACCACCAUCGGUUAUGGCAACAUAGUUCCUCGAACGGAGUGGGGCAAAAUUGCAACGAUAUUUUACGCAAUCAUAGGAAUGCCACUAUUCCUUCUCUAUCUUUCCAACAUAGGUGAUAUUUUGGCUAAAUCGUUCAAAUGGAUCUACGCCAAAUUCUGUUUAUGCAGGGUAUGUCCGGGUGUUGCUCGACGGCGUGCCCUCCGAGCCAGACGGAGAGCAAGGACUGAGGAACGUGACUACCAGUCGGAACUGGGUGAUAACGGGUUCGACACUGCCACCAUCACCACCUCCAACGUGGAGGACGAAAUCGAGGAAGAAAUCACUGCCGAGACGAACACCGUUACCGUUCCAAUUACAAUUUGUAUAAUGAUAAUGAUCGGAUAUAUAUUUUUUGGUGCUCGAUUAUUCGCUGACUGGGAAAACUGGGACAUUCUAGAUGGAAGCUAUUUUUGCUUCAUUUCAUUGAGCAGCAUAGGAUUUGGAGACAUAGUGCCUGGUGCUUCGCUGCAAACGAAAGGUGACACCAAGAUGGAAAUCAGCUUUAUCCUUUGCGCCAUUUAUCUACUGCUAGGCAUGGCCCUGAUAGCCAUGUGCUUCAAUCUAAUGCAGGAACAAGUCAUCUACAAAAUACGGUCCCUGAAAAAGUGCGUCCGUGGAUGCUGCCAGUGUAAGAAAAACGUACCGCCACCCAGCGAGGAUGACUCCGAAGGCUGAGAACGGCACAUGCAUUAUCAUUGAGAGGCUAGUGAAGAGAGAUAUCAACCAAAGGUCCCCUUGGCGGCCGUGACUUUCCGAAAACCGAAUUCUAACACACCCCUAUAGGCUAUAAGACGAGACGAGCGAUUAAAGACAUUGCGAGACAGUUGUUAAGUUUUUUUUUUUUCUAGUCGAUGUAAAUAAUUUUCAACCAAUCUUACUUUUUCAAAUCGAUUUUUCAGAGUGAAUAACUUAAGUCCAUUCGUUGUAAGGGAAUUCGGAUCUUAACGAUUGUUCAACAUUCCAAACAAAAUACAUAACGAAUUGUAA
This is a messenger RNA of Aedes albopictus (Asian tiger mosquito), 3490 nucleotides long. RefSeq names its product potassium channel subfamily K member 18 (gene sand). Gene Ontology annotation, cellular component: plasma membrane. NCBI's taxonomy places the organism in Eukaryota, Metazoa, Arthropoda, Insecta, Diptera, Culicidae. Bases 2039 to 3178 code for a protein of 379 amino acids. The record is from RefSeq and is a predicted model, not a curated record. The transcript has 10 exons. Gene Ontology annotation, biological process: potassium ion transmembrane transport; stabilization of membrane potential. Gene Ontology annotation, molecular function: potassium ion leak channel activity; outward rectifier potassium channel activity.